Anoplopoma fimbria (sablefish) is the source of this 1379-nucleotide messenger RNA. It is a transcript of the gene paxx, whose product is annotated as PAXX non-homologous end joining factor. The record is from RefSeq and is a predicted model, not a curated record. Gene Ontology annotation, biological process: double-strand break repair via nonhomologous end joining. Gene Ontology annotation, molecular function: molecular adaptor activity. The transcript is spliced from 7 exons. Gene Ontology annotation, cellular component: site of double-strand break; nonhomologous end joining complex; nucleus. The coding region runs from base 103 to 687 and encodes 194 amino acids. NCBI's taxonomy places the organism in Eukaryota, Metazoa, Chordata, Actinopteri, Perciformes, Anoplopomatidae.
GCCCCCCCCAAGCUGUUUGCAUCUGCCAUUUCAAUCGAGAGAAGAAGAAAAGUGCACGCCUCGUCGGCCGUCGUUAGUUGUUGUUUCAAUCCAGAAGUAAACAUGGAUGUGUCCCGAACGUCAUUCUGCACUUUGUUGGAUAAAACGAACCAGUUGAAGUUCCUUUGCUACACACGCGGAGAUAACGGAACAUUUAACAUCUGUCUGACAGAUGCAGCCGAUGUCUGGAGCACAGAUUACACCAAGGACACAUUCAACCAGUUUAGACAGAGGUGUGCCUUGAAAUCUACAGAGGAUUAUAUUCUAAAACUCAGGUCGGCCUGUGGAAGAGGGGAAGUGUCUGUUGUGGUGCAUGACACCAGUGCAGAGCUCCAUGUGAACUCCAAUUCAGGCGACCAGAGUGUGACCCUGUCCAAGCUGGAAGGCUCACAGGCCAGAAAGGAACUGAAGGAGCUGCUGUUUAGGAUGGCUGACAGCCUCACUCAGUCUUACAGUGGAUCUCCCUCUGUCAGUCCAGUGAAAAAUCACCAAAGGCGGCCCACAGAGUUUGAACCCCAGCAGCAGCAGAGUUGUGCUCCAUCAAUGGCGAUGAAGAAACGACUUCCAGGGGCUUCUCUCAUUAACCCAGGAACUAAAAGAAAGCGUCAAGCGACUGGCGUAGCCUUUGAUGAUGUAGAUGAAGACUGAUCCUUCAGACAACUUGUUCUCACAUUGCUGCUGCAUAACCAAAGAUGAUUGUUCUUUUAUUCCACUAACACAACUUUAUGAAGUUUUUUUUAAUUCAAAGUAUUUAUGUGUCUACUUUUAUAGCAAAUUAUAUCAAUAAAAACUGGACAAUGAUUUUGAAUGCUAUUUUAAUCCAUCAAGGAAUGAUACAGUAACUUUUAUGAUAUUGGGUUGAAUUUAAUUUCAUCUGGAAAUGAAAUACAGAAUUAGUUGCAACAAAAUUAUGUCUGAAUUAGUGUAAAACAAGUGGUAUUGUAUCUGAAACAUUAUUGUUUGCAGAAGGUUGAAGAAGCCAAACUCCCAAUUCUUCAGGUGUUCUUCUGAUAUGUGCAGGCUAGACAUUAUGUGCAGGGCCAGACACAUUGUUUUCCAGGGGCCUAUCUCCAAAUUUCCAUUAACACUUUUCUUUCUCUUAACCCAUUUGACACGGAGGUGGAUUGUACUCUGUAUGAACUUCCAAUAAUAUUGAAAUCAUCCUCCUUGAAUGCAGUCAGGAUUUGUUUCAUUUUUUGGCAUGAACAUUUUUUAUUUUAUUUUUAGGUUACUCUUGUGUCCUCUCUGGUAGUCUGUUUGCAUUUGUGUGUUCAAUUUGUAGUAAUAUGAAUAGAUAGGCCAAUUAUGUGAAAUUUUGAAAAUAAAAUUCAAUAUAAAUU